Messenger RNA from Ostrea edulis (European flat oyster), 855 nucleotides. Its product is annotated as putative gamma-glutamylcyclotransferase CG2811. Bases 170 to 652 code for a protein of 160 amino acids. The record is from RefSeq and is a predicted model, not a curated record. Gene Ontology annotation, molecular function: gamma-glutamylaminecyclotransferase activity. NCBI's taxonomy places the organism in Eukaryota, Metazoa, Mollusca, Bivalvia, Ostreida, Ostreidae. The transcript has 2 exons.
GCUGAUGUGGAUAUAAUACUCAGACCGUUAUAAUAGAUGUACCUAUAAAGUAACCAAAAAUAGAAUAUGUAUAUAUUCACAGGUUCGAAAUUUGGGUUGACUGUACGUUUCUCUUUUCGACACUUUCAGCGGCAACUUAAUCAGAUUAUUGCGCAUUACUGGUAUAAAAAUGCACCGUGUUUUUUUGUAUGGGACUUUGAAGAAAGGACAACCAAACCAUCACCAUAUGUUGGCCUGGAUACAAGCAGGGGAGUGUGUAUUUGAGGGCACAGGAGUGACCGAGACAAAAUAUCCACUGGUUGUAGAAAGUCUCUUUAAAAUCCCGUUUUUGCUGGACGCGCCCGAUGCACACAACGCAGUGAAUGUCGAGGGCGAAGUUUAUUCUGUGAACGACAAAAUACUGGACAAUCUGGAUAAUAUUGAGCGACAUCCCACAUUUUAUACUCGGCUUCAAAUUCCCAUUAUUAUUGAUGGAAAAACUGAAGAAAUAUGGUGCUACUUGAUGAAGAAUUUCAGAAAAGACUUUCUUCAAUUACCAGUACAUAAAAAGUAUGACUCUCGGGAUUUUCCGCCGUUUAUGGAUGGGGCCAAAAAACCGCCCACGGAAGAGGAACGACGAAAAUUUAUGGCGUAUAUUAAAGAAAGUCUCUGAUAAUAUAUUAUACAUGUAUCAUCUGAAUUAUUUUUUUGAAAAGCUUGGCAUAUGAUGUUACAUUACACGUGGCCAGGAUAUUGUAUUGUUGUGGGAUUUUCCCCUUCAAAUUAUUUUGUAGCAGGUAUAAAAUGUAAAUAUGAUUUUUAAUAGAAUGAGAAUCUCACACCAAACAAUAAAGUUUUAUUUUUCAGAUCUUAAAA